AUGAAAAUGGUGUCGGGUGUUAUUGUUGUUGCAACCAUGGUGGCAGUGAUGGUGGUUAUGGUGGUGGCAGAGGAGGCAAAUUGUGAUGUGAACUUGCUACAAGGUGCAUGUGAAAUGCAACUAAAAGGAGGAGGAAUGCCAUCGGAAAAAUGUUGUGGUAUCUUAACAGAACAGUUACCAUGCAUAUGUGGUUACCCAGAAAGACAUGAUUGGCCCGGUAUCACCAAAACAUGUGGUUUCUGUGAUGUCCCAUUUCCACCUUGUCCUUGA
This is a messenger RNA of Lactuca virosa, 270 nucleotides long. Lineage: Eukaryota; Viridiplantae; Streptophyta; Magnoliopsida; Asterales; Asteraceae. The record is from the annotation of a GenBank genome assembly.